AUGAAGUAUCUCGAACCUCUCAUAGCGGACUGGUUCAAGUCAACGAUAGAACGGGCAGAUGAGCUGUCAAAGCGCUUCAACAAAAAACCCCGCUACUUCCUCGAUCAUUUUUUCCAAGGCGGCGCCAGAAUGGUGAAUCAUCAAGAAAAGGUCAAUCCUUUCAACGCUUUUAAAGCCUUCAAGGCAAAGGAGAUCCGAGAAGGCAGGGCAAUUGGAUUGCUCUUUUCCACGCUAAGCCAGGGCUUCAUCGAGGAGUAUCGUCAGCUCUCAGAUGAGGAGAAAGAGAAGCUGCGUACUGACUAUACCGCUAUCAAGCAAGAGUCGAUGGCAGUCAAGAGGGACACACCUCGUGCACGUUCACAGGAUGUGUCCAAUGUGGUGCGCAACAUGAUCAUGCUGGUACAAGCGUUGAGCUACAGGGUCGGAGUAGAGGGCUUCUUUUGCAUUGUGCGAAAUAGCACGGAUUUCUACAUGGAGCCUCAGUGGUUUUUCACGACACAAGAGUUGGAACGUUACAUGCCUAUUGCCGUUGGACAAAAAUGGGACUUGGCCACCGUGGGAGCAAAGGUCGAGGCGUUUGCAGUUGCAGGCUGUGAUACAAUGCGGUUGCUGAGAACGUCGAAACAAAAAUGUGAUUUCUUGAAGGUGGAGAUCCGGGAAUUCGUCAAUGUGGGACUGCGUGAAAUCACAAAGCUUCCGAAAGCCGUUAUGCAAUACGUGCACUACCGGGAGGACAUCGUUGUCAGCCUUGGCGUCAAGCUGAUAGGAUGGACGGCGGGUGACAUAGUCAAUCCGAGCAACCUGAGUACAUCAGUUUCUGUCCUCACCGAGCUACGUGAUGCUUUCAGGAAGGGAGACGCACGCUGGGUCAAGCUAACACGUGAAGAACGACAGGAGGAACGUGAGCAGUGGGAUGCAGACGUAGAGGCUGGGAUUGUGAUUCCAAAGUCCCGUGAGCAGCGGUCUGACAAAGGGAAGAAACGAAAACGGCACGAGCCCGCAGACUCAGAGAACAGGGAGGAUGAUGAGGAUGGCGUCUUACCCGGAAGCAACGAGCCAGGACCGCAGGUUGAGGAGCCAGGGGAAGGGGAUGUCGAGGAAGAGCCACCAGCAAAGCGAUCGCGUCGCAGUGCCAAAAGCAAUGGAAAGCGAGCGAAUGCGGAAAAGGAGAACAUGUCGGUGCAACCAAAGAAGGGGAACCGGGCCCGCGACGAUAAGACCACCCGCCAGGCUAUCGCCCGGCAGAAGGGAAGGCGUUCAGCGAACAGCAGUGCAAUUGCAGCGGACAGCGACGUCAGUGAUCCCACAGCCCCUGCUCAAGUCCCUCCACCCUUCACAGCGACUGCUGGUUCUCAGUGAGCGAGAGCGGCCCAUCGCUUGAUAACGUAGAUCAAGAUUCUGAGUGGUUAUCGAGAGCUACGGACAGUAGUGUUAAGUGAUGUAUCCAAGUAGAAUGAAAUGAGUCGGAGAUGCGAAUAUUGACCGGCGGCGGGGGUGCAGAGAUGGCCUGGUGUGAGUGACGUGGCCGAGCAGGUGCGACGCGGCCCAGCGAGCUUGUGUACGUAUCGGCUUGGGGCAUCGUUGUAAUAUUCAAGCGCUGAGGCGAAAAGGAAGCUCGGUGGACAGACGGCGGGUGGUG
Molecule: messenger RNA, 1639 nt
Organism: Mycena citricolor
Lineage: Eukaryota; Fungi; Basidiomycota; Agaricomycetes; Agaricales; Mycenaceae
Source: the annotation of a GenBank genome assembly